AUGGCAGCCAACACCGCCGAGGCCUCGAGCGCCACUUCGUCGCUGCUGUCCUCCCAAUCUCCCAGCGACGGCUACAAGUCCAUCAACAGUAGCAGUGAACAUGUAGAGGCGGCCGAUCCGGAGGUCAAGCACUCGCCAGCCGAUAUUGAAUCCGAUGUCCUCCCAGAGACGAGUACAUUGGGUCGCAACCUCAACUGGAGAAGUGCCUAUAUCCUCACCAUCUCGAGAGUACUCGGUUCCGGUAUCUUCGCUACGCCUGGAGUAAUACUGGCAUCGGUUGGCUCUCCAGGCUUAUCUCUGGCCCUCUGGGUAGUCGGUGCUACCUUGGCUUACUUUGGCCUCAUGAUCUCACUCGAGUAUGGCUGUAUGCUGCCACGCUCAGGCGGAGAAAAGGUCUACCUCGAGUUCACCUUCCGCAGGCCAAAGUAUCUGGCGAGCAUCCUCGUUGCUACCCAAGCCAUUCUGCUGGGGCUCACGGCUAGCAACUGUGUCAUCUUUGCCCAAUACACCCUUUUUGCUCUCGACAUCCAAGGCACCGAGUUCUUGCGGAAAGUUCUGGCAGUCGGAGUUCUGACGUGGAUCACUUUUGUUCAUGCGUGUUUCAUGAAGACUGGCAUACGGAUACAAAACUUUCUUGGCUGGAUCAAGAUUGGAAUCGUGCUGUUCAUGAUCCUCAGCGGGCUGUUCGUCGUGCUCUUCAGACCGGAGCAACAGACCGCGCUGAGGACGUCCGCCACACUAGGACCUCAGGCCAUGGACUGGACUUGGACGGGAUUAUGGGCGGGCUCUAUCUGGUCUUGGGGCGCCAUCGCGACGUCGAUCAUCAAGGUCUUCUACUCUUUCGCGGGACUGAGCAACGCAAACAACGUCCUGAACGAGGUGAAAGACCCAGUGCGCACGCUGAAGUCUGUCUCACGGACAGCUCUGGCAACCGUCUGCGGGAUGUACGCCUUGAUCAAUGUGGCUUACUUUAUGGUUGUGCCUCUGGACGAGAUCCGCACGAGCGGCGAGCUCAUCGCCGGACUGUUCUUCGAACGGGUGUUCGGCGAGACAUUCGGACGUCGCGUGCUUCCUCUUCUGGUCGCACUGUCCGGUGUUGGCAAUGUGAUGGUCGUCACGUUUGCGCUCGCACGACUCAACCAAGAGAUUGCGCGGACUGGCCUGAUUCCAUUCUCACGCAUCCUCUCAUCGACAGCACCAUUUGGAUCACCUUUCGGCGGCCUCAUCGUCCAUUAUAUCCCGUCCGCAUUAGUACUUACGAUCCCUAGCGGCGAUAUAUAUUCCUUCAUUUUGGAGGUAGAAGGCUAUCUCGGGCAGAUCAUCGCCUUCGCUGUUGCGUUUGGUCUUGUCUGGCUUCGAUUCAAACAACCUGAUCUUCAGAGACCUUACAAAGCAUGGCUACCUGGUGUCUUUGUACGUCUGGUCAUUGCCUUUGCGCUUAUGCUAGCUCCUUUCUUUCCAAGCGAAGCCCAGAGAAAGAAAGGAUUGGUGGGGGGAGCUGCGUAUGCUCUUGUCGGAAUAGCUGUGUAAGCGAAACCGCGUUCUGACGAUGAGGCCGCCUUAGACUGACGCAUAUACAGACUUCUAUUCGGAGUGCUCUACUGGUUCGUGUAUGCCAAGCUGUUGCCUCGCUGGCGUGGCUACAGACUUGAGGACCAGACGGAGCUCUUGGAAGAUGGUACACCCAUUCGAAAAGUCGUGCACGUGGCUUUAUGAAGUCUCUGAGGGAAUCUUGACGAUGUAUGCUCAUUCAGGGAGUUCUGUCUGACGUUAGAUAUGCUACAGCACGACAAACGGCACAAUGCAAAGCCUCGUACAACAGACACGCUGGUGCCUAGAUGGGAUUUCUAAGCAACAGCUACAGCAUACGUCCUCAUCCAAACACAGCCCUUGUUACAUUUGCGCCAUCCUUGCACAUUGUACUUGUGCGACAUCAGAUCACUGCGGGCUUAAUAAUCUGACUGUGAGACCAGGUCCGGAACGGAUCUUACCCCAGCUCGCGAUUGGCUUACCUCAAUCGAGACCACAUGAAACUAUUGCUCGAUAGCAUGGCGUGCUUGCGGGGAGCUCUUCUGCAUUACAUAUCACGACAACGCCUGAUCCUUCACUCUGAUCAUGGGGGCAUAUAAAAAGGCGCCCAAUCAACGAAAGUCGAGAGCCAAAGACAUCUACUGGAACCAGACAUUCCCAAACAUUCAUCGUUGACCAUGGCCACAGCUACCGUUCAGUUGCCUUCGAGCAUUCACAGUCUGGGACAACAACAUCGACCAACCUCGCCUGCCCCUACCACUGCCUCGCAAGCCCCAAAGGCCGAGCCACACGAUGUCGAGACCGAGCUGAACUUCUUCAAAGACAACGAAGAUGGUUCGCCGCCUCGACCUACGUACGUAGGCCAACCGGAGACAUACCAGAGACCGCUUGCGACACACAGAGUCACGGUCAAAGAUAUUGCUGGCAAUGAAGACAAGUAUACACUUGACAGCCACGGCUUUCAGAUUCAUCGCCACGUCAGCACCGAGAAAGACUUUCUAGAUGACGAGAGGAUUAAGGAUGCCUACUACAAGGAAGUUGAUCAGUUGCUGAAGGACGUGUAAGCGCUCUCACCAAGCAGACCUUCCUCAUCAAACAUGCUUUAAUACUCAUCCGAUAGUACCGGAGCAACCCGCACUUUCAUCUUCGACCACACGAUCCGCCGUCCCAACCCAGACCACGACGCACCCACAACCGCCAUCCGCGGCCCCGUCAAACAAGUCCACAUCGACCAAUCCUCCGCCGCCUCCCUCUCCCGCGUCCCCUACCAUCUCCCGGAAGAAUCCCCCCACCUCCUCCAAGGCCGCGUCCAGAUCAUCAACGUCUGGCGACCCAUCAAGCCCAUCCGCCGGGAUCCCCUCGCCGUCGCCGCCGCCCAGAGCGUCUCCGACGCCGACCUCGUGCCCCUCGCUCUCAUCUACGAGAAGCGCCAGGGCGAGACGCUCGGGGUGCGGUAUGCCGCGGACCAGGAAUGGUUCUACAAGUACGCGCAAGGGCCCGAGGAGGUGCUGUUGAUUAAGUGUUUCGAUAACCGCGCGGACGGUUUGAGUCGGGCGAAGAGGGUGCCGCAUUCUGCGUUUGAGAUUCCCGGGACGGAGCACGAGGAGGGGAGGGAGAGUAUUGAGGUUAGGUGUUUGGUUUUUCAUGAGGGUGAUGUUUUGGGGGAGUAG
Molecule: messenger RNA, 3200 nt
Organism: Lecanosticta acicola
Lineage: Eukaryota; Fungi; Ascomycota; Dothideomycetes; Mycosphaerellales; Mycosphaerellaceae
Source: the annotation of a GenBank genome assembly